AUGCCUUCUUCCAUCCUCCUCAAAAACGGCACCGCCCUCAUCCACGACGCCAACGACCACGUCGACGCCCUCGUGACGGAUAUCCUCAUCGAAGGGGACAAGAUCGCGAAGAUCGCCAAGGACAUCCCAGCUCCAGCGGGUGCGGAAGUGAUUGAUUGUUCGGACAAGCUCGUUUCGCCUGGCUUCGUCGACACGCAUCACCAUGUCUGGCAGACGCAGUACAAAGGGCGACAUGCGAAUGAGACGCUGUGGCAGUAUAUGGCCACGGGGAACCUCACGUCGCAGCUUUUGAAUCCGACGGAUGCUUUCUGGGGCCAGUUGGCGGGUUGCAUGGAGAUGAUACAUGGCGGGACGACGACCGUGGUUGACUAUUGCCAUGUGACUUAUUCAGGCGAACAUGCUCGAAAAGCCAUCUCUGCGACACUGGCAUCCGGCAUCCGAUCCGUGUUCUGCUACGCCGCCAUGGCAAAGGUAACCUCUUGGAAACCGGUCACGAUUGACCUCAACGGACUUGCAGGAAACGUCAUGGCAGACUUCGAAGACGUCGCGAAGAAAGGACCCUAUGGCGACGACGGUCGAGUGACGGUUGGCUUCGGCUUCGACGGCUUUCCCUUCCUGCCUAAAGAGUAUGCCGCUCCCUUGAUGUCCAAGCUCAACGAGCUCAAGAUCGAGGUGAUCACGGUUCAUCACACCUGGUGGGACCUCGCAGGCACGAGCCCGACCGGUCUCGAGAAAGUCGACCAGAGUGGUGUCCUUGACAAUCGCUUCUUGUUGGCUCACUCGGGCAACUCGACACAGGCAGAUGCCGAUAUCAUGAAGAAGCACGGCAUCCAUGUAUCCUCCACACCAUCUACGGAAAUGCAAAUGGAGAUGGGUCUUCCGGUCAUGGCUUUCAGAACGGACCUUGGGAUUCAAAAUUUAUGCUCGUUUGGUGUCGAUUGCCAUUCCAACAACUCAGCGUACAUUCCAGACGAGGCCAGAAUCGGACUCCAGGGCGCGAGAGCAGCUCGAGCGCAGCCUCAUCUAGACAAGGGCAAGCUCGUCAGCCAAGUCGGUCACACGGUCGAGGAAACGUUCAACUUGGCCACGAUUUUCGGGGCACGAGGCGCGAAAAUGGGCGACAAAACCGGUAGCAUCGCAGAGGGCAAGCUCGCCGACCUUGUGCUGUUUGACAUGUCGUCUCCCGCAAUGGUGGCCGGAAGUAUCCACAACCCAAUUGCUGCCAUCAUAUUGCACAGCAGUCCAGCCGACAUUGAUACCGUCAUUGUUGGAGGUCAGAUCAGGAAACGGACCAGUAAGCUUCUGCCUGUGAAGUUGGAUGUCGAGGGGCAGAGUGUCGCUGGAAAAGAUCGCCUCGACUGGCCUGGUGUAGCGAAGGCCGUCGUCAAGUCUCGAGAAGGCCUCCAAAAGCAGAUCGAUGGGAUCGAUAUGGUUGAGGGAGCCGAUAGAGUCAAGGAUUGGUUCCACAUUACCGACUCGAUGCUCGUCGAUGUCCCAUAG
Messenger RNA from Zasmidium cellare ATCC 36951, 1500 nucleotides. RefSeq lists its product as uncharacterized. The transcript is spliced from 4 exons. Gene Ontology annotation, molecular function: hydrolase activity, acting on carbon-nitrogen (but not peptide) bonds. Lineage: Eukaryota; Fungi; Ascomycota; Dothideomycetes; Mycosphaerellales; Mycosphaerellaceae. The coding region runs from base 1 to 1500 and encodes 499 amino acids. The record is from RefSeq and is a predicted model, not a curated record.